CACCAGCACCCGUCCAGCGUCUCACACGCCGGCCUUCAUGUAGAUCCUGCAAACACAAGCGAUGCAGCCCGCUGUCUGUGCAGCAAAAGCAUCUCGUUGCAUGGCAAAACCAGCUGCAUCCACCAUGGCAGACGACGCUGCCACCCGCCUUGAAACCGAACUGGAGCUGCUAGACGCCAUGUAUCCCCAUCAGACGCACUAUCACCCCAAGUCACGGGAAUUAAGCUUCUCCCAAGAUGAUCGUGCCUCGCUCCUCCUUCGCUUGCCGGAGUCGUAUCCGGCAUCAGGGUCGCCCGAUAUCAUCUCUGCGACUGACGCAGCCAAGAACGACCUGCGGAUGCGCAUUAGAGAUGCCGUCACAGGGCUUGGACUGGCCCAAGGGGAAGAGGCGCUCGAUGCCAUCCUCGCUACCUUUCAGCACAUGCUCAGUUCUGCUCCUCCUGAAUCAGACAUCGGCUCAACCGCAGGUGCCAACCAGAGUCCAGACACCUCCAAGACAGUCAUUGUAUGGCUGCACCAUCUUCUCAAUACCAACAAACGCAAACUUGCACUCUCACCUCCAUCCUCACUGCCACCCGUAUCUGGGCUCACCAAGCCUGGAUAUCCCGGCCUUCUUGUCUACUCCGGCCCCUCCGUAGCUGUCACAGAGCAUGUCAACACACUAAAAGCACAGAACUGGCAAGCGUUCCAGGUACGGUAUGAAGAAGCAGAGCUCUGGCACUUUGCACAUGGUGCCGGCGUCAGAGAGAUGGAGACUAUGAGCCAUAUCGUCAAGGGCGUCGAAACAGAAGGCGCCAUUGGGGUAACGCAGAAAGAGGAGCUUCUCAAGGCUAUAGGUAUUAAAUAAACAUUCCACCAGUUCUCUGUUCCACUUCUUCCAAGGGCACUUUUUUAUUCAUUGACGUGAUUCCUGGCUCAAGUAAUUGGUAGGACCUCCGCUUAUGGGAUUUUCAUCUGUAUUUUUGUAGUGACGU
Alternaria rosae is the source of this 974-nucleotide messenger RNA. RefSeq lists its product as uncharacterized. Gene Ontology annotation, molecular function: protein binding. The transcript has a single exon. Bases 62 to 847 code for a protein of 261 amino acids. The record is from RefSeq and is a predicted model, not a curated record. Lineage: Eukaryota; Fungi; Ascomycota; Dothideomycetes; Pleosporales; Pleosporaceae.